AGAUGCAAACAUGAUAUUGGCGCGAUCCCUUGGAGCGGGGGACCGGAGAUCACAAGGACACAUAUAAAAACAGCACAAACUAAGAAGAAUUGAUGAAAACGAAGGUGAGACAACUCCAUCUAUGCUGUCUUUUUCUUCUUGGUAUCUCCUCUCUCUCUCUCUCUUGUAGUCUUUUAGCUGUUGGCCAAUCCAAUUUCACCCAUAAACACCAAACAUCAACAAUCAAAUUCAAUUAAGCCAACACAAAUCACAAUCUCUAAUCAAAAUCCCCCACAUCAAAAAAUGGCAAAAACAAGCACAAACAUCAUGAGAAGAUCAAUCUUCACCUUCCUCAAAAACUACCAACACUUGACCUCCACCCCCAUCCUCCUCCUCCUCCCCUUCGCCGUCUGCGGCCUCCUCGCCCCGCCCCUCGUCUCCUCCUCGCGCCUCCUCCCGCUAGUCCACGGCCGCCUCACCUCCCUCUUCCUCGCCGCAGGCUUCCCUCCAUCCUCACCCCUCCUCAACAUCCUCAACCUCAAGCUCUCCCAAACCACCCUCGCCUCCCUCCUCGUCUCCCCCUUGUCGUGCUCGUCUCUCCUCCUCGCCAAAGCCGCCGUGGUCGGGACCCUGCACCACAACACCAGCAAUCCAUCACAGCUCUACAAACCACUCCUCAUCACCCAACUAUGCAACUCACUACUCAUCCUUGCAGCAAAUGCCACAUGCUUCUUCCUCCUAGCCAUCUUCUUCAUCUGCCUCGACAUUCUAGGCCUCUCGUCCCCCUCGUCCCUCCUCUUCUCGGCCGUUGGAGCCAUCCUCUGCUCCAUCAUCCUUGCCCACGCGUACAUCAUCUGCAACCUGGCCUUGGCCUCGUCUGCAAUGGAGAAGCGCGGUGGCCUCAUGCCCAUCAUCGAGGCGUGCCUCGUGAUCAAGGGGAGAAGUGCAACUGCAUUGUCUCUGGCUCUGCCUAUCAACCUGGCCUUGGCCGCCAUUGAAGCCCUCUUCGAAUACAGAGUUGUUGGAGCCUAUAAUAAUCAAGCCCUAAACCGGCCAGCCAUUAUUCUUCUUGAGGGAAUGCUCAUCGCCUACUUGUAUGCUAUGACGCUAAAUCUCGAUACAGUUGUAGGCUGCUUGUUUUGGAGAAGCUUCAAAACAGAUCACCAUAUUGGUCACGAUCAAGAUUUCUCUUACACGAUCGAAAUCUAUGAGUUCUAUGCCAAAGAAAAGGUUUAAAGGCUUGCUUUCUUGAAUCAUUUUUUCACAGUGAUCAAAUGGGGAUUCUUGAAUACAAUCAUCUUCAAGAAACAGAGGAAUCUUGAUUGUCUGAAGAUGAGACAAGGGAAAAGAGGGAAAUUUUAGCAUUCAUUUUUUCAAAUAUUUGAUUGGUUCCCUUGAUUCAUUCUUUGCCAAAAACUUCAUUGUUUUUCCCAAAUGGGAAUGUGGCAGAUUGCAGAGAUAUAUAUAGUCGAGAAUUACUAAGCUAAGAUUAUGUAGAGCAUCUCCAACGACACUCCAAAUUAGCGCUCUCCUCUGCUUUGCAGGGGAGUACUGUUUAUCACGAUACUCACAUUUAUUUUUU
Molecule: messenger RNA, 1561 nt
Organism: Salvia miltiorrhiza (redroot sage)
Lineage: Eukaryota; Viridiplantae; Streptophyta; Magnoliopsida; Lamiales; Lamiaceae
Exons: 1
Coding region: 283-1215 (310 amino acids)
Source: RefSeq, a predicted model, not a curated record